UUGACGCACGUUUUUGUUGUGGAGCGCGCCAAACACUGAGUGGAAGAGUGGAAGUGCUAAAACUAAGUAUUAAACGCAGCUCGGAGCUAAAUUCACAGUAAACAGGACAAAUGGCGUCUACAAGUAAAGCGCCACUACAAACCAGAAACUUACCAUGGGUUGAAAAAUACAGACCACAGAGACUUGAUGAUCUGAUCUCGCACAAAGAUAUCCUAAGCACCAUCCAGAGGUUUAUCAGUGAGGACAAGCUCCCCCAUCUCUUGUUCUACGGCCCCCCUGGAACUGGCAAAACCUCCACCAUCCUCGCUUGUGCCAAGCAGCUGUACAAGGAAAAAGAGUUCAACUCCAUGGUGUUGGAGCUAAACGCAUCAGAUGACAGAGGCAUUGAUGUUGUGAGAGGUCCCAUUCUGAGUUUUGCGAGCACCAGGACCAUCUUCAAGAAAGGCUUCAAGUUGGUGAUACUGGACGAGGCCGAUGCCAUGACCCAGGAUGCCCAGAAUGCAUUGCGGCGAGUGAUUGAGAAGUUUACAGAAAACACCCGAUUCUGUCUCAUCUGUAACUACCUGUCCAAGAUCAUCCCGGCUCUGCAGUCUCGUUGCACCAGGUUUCGCUUCGGCCCGCUCUCCCCGGACCAGAUGAUCCCUCGGCUGGAGCACGUCGUCCAGCAGGAGAGUAUUGACAUAAAUCCAGGUGGAAUGAAGGCCAUUGUGACCUUAUCAUCAGGUGAUAUGAGAAGAUCGCUCAACAUACUGCAGAGCACCUCCAUGGCGUACGGGGAGGUCACAGAGGACACGGUGUACACCUGCACAGGUCACCCCCUCCGCUCAGAUAUAGCGAACAUCCUCGACUGGUCCCUCAACAAAGAUUUCACCACAGCGUACAAGCAAAUCCUGCAGCUGAAGACUCUGAAAGGUUUGGCUCUGCAUGACAUCCUCACUGAGGUUCAUCUGCUCAUACACAGAGUGGACUUUCCUCCAGCGAUUCGGAUCGGUCUGCUCAUCAAGUUGGCUGACAUUGAACACAGGCUCGCCUCAGGAACUAACGAGAAGAUCCAGCUCAGCUCCAUGGUCGCAGCGUUCCAGGCGGUCAGAGACCUCGUGGUUAGCGAGGCUUCCUAGAUGCAUUUUACCCUGCAACGAAAUUCUGCUUCUUGACUGCCAAUCACAGGCGGAGACAAACAUUUCCAGCAAGUCCUUGGUGACUAUCAUCGCUGAUUGUUACUUUCAUGAUGAGAAAUCGGUGGAAUCAUUUACUUAUUUGCCCUUAAGUGUCCACAGCAUGAUUGUGCACCACUGUUCGUCAGAGUUUUUGAGCAGCAAAGAAACGAAAGCUCGCAGCUACAUUAGUCACUCACAUCUGCAUACGAAGUGAGCGAAAUGGAAGACAGUUUGUAACUCUAGUAACAAAAAAAAAAAAUCCUUUGGGCACUUAUAUGGACUCAAAAAGCUGUAAAUUUAGUCACCAUCGCAGAUCGACUUACUGUCACCGGUUCAUCCAUUUAAAUAUACACAAAGAGGUAAAAAGAUAAAGAAAUGUGUUAAACAGCAAUAUUACAAAUGCAACUGUAAGAAUAUGUCGUGGACAUGUACAUGUGUUUGAAUCUGUUUUAAUAAAACUAUUUCCUAUAAGUCCAGUUUUUGUUAUCUUAUAUUAACAAUUAAUAUGUGCAGAUACAACAAUACAGUAGUAGUGCAUUUGAUAAACACAGAAAUUAGAAAUACAUGAUAUUUACACAAUAAAUUAAUCGUAUAAAAUUGUAAGCAUGUGACCAUUGAGAUAUGCAUCGUCUUACAGUGGUAGUGCAAUAAAUGAAACCCUUAAUGUAGUAAUGUUGCAUCUAAAGUAGAUUGAAUAUGAGAUGCUUCCUAUGUU
Molecule: messenger RNA, 1872 nt
Organism: Plectropomus leopardus (leopard coralgrouper)
Lineage: Eukaryota; Metazoa; Chordata; Actinopteri; Perciformes; Serranidae
Gene: rfc5
Product: replication factor C (activator 1) 5
Biological process (GO): DNA repair; DNA-templated DNA replication
Cellular component (GO): nucleus; DNA replication factor C complex
Molecular function (GO): ATP binding; DNA binding; ATP hydrolysis activity
Source: RefSeq, a predicted model, not a curated record